UUUUGUUUCCUCAAUUUCAGUGAAAUACGAACUAAAAAGCCACGAAUAUGGCUGCCAAACCAGCUGGCAGUGAGCUCAGCAUGGAGAACAUUUCACUGGAGGCCCUUUCGCUGAGCGAAGGCAUCCAGGACUCGCCCGUCUGCAUUAUUGUGCUGGGCAUGGCUGGUUCCGGCAAGACGACUUUCACGCGCAGCCUCAUCCAGCACGCCCAGGAAAAGUUCAACCCGUAUGUAGUCAACCUGGACCCCGCAUGCCGCGAGGUGCCGUAUGCGACGCACAUCGACAUCCGCGACACAGUAAACUACAAGGAGGUUAUGAAGCAAUAUCAACUGGGACCCAAUGGCGGUAUAGUGACGGCCCUAAACAUGUUUACCACCAAGAUGGCCAAAUUCGCAGAGCUGGUGCGUCGGGCCGGGCAGCGUGGCCACAAGUGGUGCAUCAUCGACACACCUGGCCAGAUUGAAGUUUUCACCUGGUCGGCCUCGGGCAACAUCAUUACCGAAGGCUUGGCUACCAUGUUCCCCACCAUUAUUGUAUAUGUUAUGGAUGUGGUACGCUCCGCCUGUCCCACCACCUUCAUGUCCAACAUGCUCUACGCCUGCUCUAUUCUCUACAAGACCCGGCUGCCCUUCCUUGUGGCCUUGAAUAAGAUUGACCUGAAGGACUGCAGCUUUGUUCAGGAAUGGAUGACGGACUUUGAGGCCUACCAGGAUGCCCUCGAGCAGGAGCAGAGUUUCGUGAACAACCUCACACGCACCAUGUCCCUCACUCUGGACACCUUCUACGAGAACCUGGUCACCUGCGGUGUCUCGGCCAAGACAGGCGUCGGCUUUGCCCAGCUCAUAAAGCAUGUCCUCGACUGCGUGACGGAAUACGAGAAGGACUACAAGCCCGUGUACGAGAAGAUGCGAAAGGAGCGCCUUGCCGAGAAGCAAGCCACGCUACAGCCACCUUCCACGGUUGAAGAUUCGGGUACUGCAGUUCCCAUGGGCCUGGACCUCAAAGAUCCUCCUCCUUACUCUGGCAACAACAUGUUCCUGAUGGCCCCUGGUCUUGUGCCGCAGCAAAUGGAUUCUGAAGAGUUCGAGGAUGAUAUGGAGACUGAUGCCAAGGGCAACACCGAAGAGCAAAACUUUCAGACAUUUGUCCAGAGUCACCUGACGGCCCAGAAAACCAAGCGCAACAAAUUCAUUCAGGAGCAGCAAAAGCCUUAACGUGAUAUGCAGAGUUGAAUAUAAAUAUUUUGUAGGACUUAACCAUAACUUGUUGUCCCGAAGUGACCCCCAAACUGGAGGUGAGAUAAUAUAAUAUAAUAUAUUCUAUAUAAAGAAUGAUAAAACAUA
Molecule: messenger RNA, 1343 nt
Organism: Drosophila persimilis
Lineage: Eukaryota; Metazoa; Arthropoda; Insecta; Diptera; Drosophilidae
Product: GPN-loop GTPase 1
Exons: 1
Coding region: 48-1214 (388 amino acids)
Molecular function (GO): GTPase activity
Source: RefSeq, a predicted model, not a curated record